CAGAAGCUGUACGUGAGCGGCGCGGGGCUGCGCGAGCUGCCGGAGGAGAUCGACGAGCUGCGCGAGCUGCGCAUCCUGGCGCUGGACUUCAACAAGCUCGAGCGCCUGCCCGACGGCCUGUGCCGCCUGCCGCGCCUCACGCGACUCUACCUGGGCGGCAACCGGCUGCUGGCGCUGCCCGCCGACUUCGUGCAGCUGCAGAGCCUGCGCUGCCUCUGGAUCGAGGGCAACUUCCUGCGGCGCUUCCCGCGGCCGCUGCUGCGCCUGGCGGCGCUGCAGUCGCUGCAGCUGGGCGACAACCGGCUGCGCGCGCUGCCGGCCGAGCUGCCGCGCAUGACCGGCCUGCGCGGCCUGUGGCUCUACGGCAACCGCUUCGAGGAGUUCCCGCCCGCGCUGCUGCGCAUGGGCCGCCUGCACAUCCUCGACCUGGACCGCAACCGCCUGGGCGGC
Carlito syrichta (Philippine tarsier) is the source of this 450-nucleotide messenger RNA. RefSeq names its product leucine rich repeat containing 10B (gene LRRC10B). The record is from RefSeq and is a predicted model, not a curated record. Gene Ontology annotation, molecular function: protein binding. The annotation marks the transcript as partial. The transcript has a single exon. Lineage: Eukaryota; Metazoa; Chordata; Mammalia; Primates; Tarsiidae.